GGGAUCGUCGAAUCUGGCGACCGGCUUUCGGCUCGAAGCUCGCGAUGAAGCAUCGCAACGCUUUUCGCAAGCUGGGUCGCGCGAGCAGCCAUCGAUGGGGAUUGCUCCGCACGAUGGUGUCUCAACUCAUACAGCACGAGCGGAUCGAAACCACAGUUGCUAAGGCCAAGGAGCUGAGGUCCGUGGCAGAUCGAAUGGUCACCCUUGCGAAAGAGGGCACGCUGCAGUCGCGGCGGGAGGCAGCAGCAGUCGUGAGAGGGAAGGAUGUGCUGCAGAAGCUUUUCUACGAUCUAUCCGAGAGAUACAAGGAUAGAGCGGGGGGCUACACUAGGGUGCUCCCAACCCGAACACGCGUUGGCGAUGCGGCUCCCAUGGCUUAUAUCGAGUACAUUGACCGCCCGGACGAGCUGCGGCGCAGCCGCCCCCCAUCGGUCCCACCGCCUCCCUCCGAGCCCCAGGCCCCUUGGCUGCUCUCCUCCCUCAGAAGACACUGGGCUCCCCCUGCUGCUGUCCCUUCUGCUGCUGAUGCUUACGGCUCUGCUGCUGCCAGUGCCGGUGAUGCAGAGAUUCCCAAAAAUAGGCGGUGAAGCCACAUAACCCCCUUUCCUGCCCAACCCAUUCCUGCUCAACCAAUUCCUGCCCACCCCAUUCCUGCCCGCCGCAUCCUUGCCCGCCCCAAAGGCUCACCACCUUCCUUGCCAACCCCCAUCGGCCCCUCCUCCCCUUAGCUGCGCCCCUCCCUCAGAAGGCACUGGGCUCCCCCCUCUGCUGCUGCCUCUCCUGCCUCUGCCUCGCCUGCCUCUUCCUCUCCUGCCUCUGCCUCUCCUGCCUCUGCCUCGCCUGCCUCUUCCUCUCCUGCCUCUGCCUCUCCUGCCUCUGCCUCUCCUGCCUCUGCCUCUCCUGCCCCUUCUACUGCUGCUGCUGAUGGCUCUGCUGCUGCCAGCACUGGCAGUCAGUGGAACCAACGUAACCCCCAGCCUUUCCAUUCCACCCCCUAUCGGCCCCACCACCCCCCUCCAAUCCCAAGGCUCCUGCUGCUGCUGCUGCUGCCUGUUGGAAGUACUGGUAGUGUAGCUUUCUAAGUUUCAUGUUAGAAGGUGCUAUGGUAUGGUGCAGUUCAAAUUCCUGGCAUGGUGGUUCACUUGAACAAAUCAGAGUUCAUGUAUUGUAUGGUGUACAGUACAUACAACAACCACGUGAGCAUAAAGAAUCUCACUCACC
Molecule: messenger RNA, 1221 nt
Organism: Closterium sp. NIES-67
Lineage: Eukaryota; Viridiplantae; Streptophyta; Zygnematophyceae; Desmidiales; Closteriaceae
Source: the annotation of a GenBank genome assembly